AUGUCCGAUUUGCCAUUGUUGAAUUCAAAAGAGGUGCUAAUCAUAUAUGGUGGUGUUUGUUGUUUAUUAUACGUCGGAACAGACGGUUUUCAUCUUGAAGCGCCAUUUGUUAUGAUUAUGCCAACACUUUCAUUAAUUAUGCUUACGCUAAUAUUACGUAUGAAAAAGACAACCAAACUAUUUACUUCGUUAACAUUUAUGGUUUUUGCUCUCGCUGUAUAUUUACACUCAUCACAUUGGAAUAAUAAUUUACAAACAAUUUGUUGUCUAUUUACGAUGGCACAUAUUUUAUACAUAUUACCAUUUAUUUUAUCUAUUCGACGGUUGUGGUUUGGAUGUGCGGCAGUGAUAACAAUUUAUGUUGGCGCUUUCCUCUAUUUCUGCUUUGUCGAUUUAUUUUUGUCUAUACCAGUUCUGAUCCUUAAUCUUUCUUUUCAUUUUAUUAUACUCGCAAUUUCUUUAAUUACUGCUGGAUCAAUUUGGUAUUACGGAUCUGAACAAGAAAAUAAGCAAGAGGACGCUUUACUGAGAUUUUUGGGUUUGCUAUCAUUUAUGGCUCUUGCUAGUUUGCUAAUAUUGAAUCGAUUUGGAAGUCGCAUUGACGGAUUCAAUUACAUAACUACCGCAUUAUUUUAUAUCGGUCAACUAUUAUUGUUUGUUGCAAAUCAACAAAUCAUCUGA
Cercopithifilaria johnstoni is the source of this 681-nucleotide messenger RNA. The record is from the annotation of a GenBank genome assembly. NCBI's taxonomy places the organism in Eukaryota, Metazoa, Nematoda, Chromadorea, Rhabditida, Onchocercidae.